Cyphellophora attinorum is the source of this 1818-nucleotide messenger RNA. RefSeq lists its product as uncharacterized. The record is from RefSeq and is a predicted model, not a curated record. Gene Ontology annotation, biological process: maturation of SSU-rRNA from tricistronic rRNA transcript (SSU-rRNA, 5.8S rRNA, LSU-rRNA). NCBI's taxonomy places the organism in Eukaryota, Fungi, Ascomycota, Eurotiomycetes, Chaetothyriales, Cyphellophoraceae. Gene Ontology annotation, cellular component: small-subunit processome; nucleolus. The coding region runs from base 1 to 1818 and encodes 605 amino acids. The transcript has a single exon.
AUGGGCAAGAAGCGGAAGGCGAGGGCGCCGAUCGGACAUUUGAAUAGCGCUGUCGAGCAAAACGACACCUUCAAUGACUCGGAAGAUGAUUUCGUUACGGGUCGCGAGAAGAUCCUGCUCGAUGAAGGCCCUGCGGCGAAACGACGGCGAAGACUCGAGGAGGAGGAUGCGGAGCUGUUGCCCUCCGAUGAAGAAGUCUUUGGCGAUGGCCUUGUCUCCGACGACGACGACGACGCCGAAGACCUACUAGAUGAACCCGAUGACGACGCCGGCGAGGCCGCGGAUGAGGAAGAAGACGAACGAUACUGGGGCGACAAGCGAGGGGACUACUACGGUGCCGAUGAGAUCGAAGACGAGCAGGAUGCACUUGACGAAGAGGCCGAGGCGCGGCGACUGCAGCAGAAGCAGCUCCAGAACAUGACCGACGCAGACUUUGGCUUUGAUGAGAUCGCCUGGGCGCAGGCUGAGGGACAACAAACCACCACGAGCACCACCGAAAAGCUGCCGCCAGUUCGAAUCUCCGAGACUGCCACAGACGAAGAGCGCCUGCAAAUCCUGAACACCCGAUACCCUGAGUUCGAGCCUCUGUCGAGCGACUUGCUUGCCUGCAAUGCCGAGUAUGAGGAGUUGAAGGCGGUGGCGAAGAAGCAGUCGAAGAGCCAGGCUUCAUCCAAGCAAGUUCGCCUGUGGGCAGUCUCGGCGUACAUGGCUGCGAUUGCAAUGUACCUGGCCGUUCUUACGUCGACGAAAGACGGUAUUGCCCUUCCUCCGGCCGAGCUACGACAGCAUCCAAUCAUGACGAGCCUACUACGCGCAAGGCAAGCCUGGGAGAGGACCAAGGAUCUGAAGAGUGAGAAAGAGGCCGAAGCAGCCCAGCCUACAUCAGCACCGCCUGUGCAGCCUCCUCCAAAAACCACUAUCGCGAAUGGUAUACACAAGCCGUCCAAAGUGUCUCAGAGGGGCCCAGACGCAACGGCAACAUCAGUAAAGACGAUCAAACCGAAGAAGCCAAAGACAAUCACGUCUGCAUCAGUCUCAGAGCCCGGUAUAGCCGACGCACGUGUUCCGAAGAAAUCCGCAGCGAGUACCUCCAAGCCGAAACGAACCACCAUCGAAAAUCUGCUCGCGCAGUCCGGCCCGGCCAAAGACGAAGACGACGAGUCUGACUUCGGCGACGAAGUAGCGCUGACCGCCGAAGAAGCAGCGGCUAAGGCAAGCAAGAAGAAGUCCCUACGCUUCUACACCUCCCAGAUCGCCCAAAAAGCCGGCAAGCGUGCUUUUGCAUCGCGUCAAGCCGGUGGCGACGAUGAUCUGCCUUACAAAGAGCGCAUCCGAGACCGACAAGAGCGUCUCAAGCGCGAGGUAGAGCAAGACCGCGCUGAGCAAGCAGCCAUGUCCGACGGCGGCGCCAGCGAUGCCGACUACGACGAGAACGAUCUAGCCUCAAAGAUGAACAACGACGCCAACGAAUACUACAACGCUCUCACGUCCGCCGCCUCCGCCAAGAAGACUGACAAACUCGCCCGCGCCGACGCACACGCUCUCGCUGCACAGCAGGGUGCCCAAGUCUACGAAGAAGAGACCGUCGGUCCAGACGGGAAGAGGAAGAUAACAUACGCCAUCGAGAAGAACAAGGGUCUGCAGCCCAGACGGAAGAAGGAAGUGCGGAAUCCCCGAGUCAAGAAGAAGAAGAAGUUCGAAGAGAAGAAGAAGAAGCUGGCUAGUAUGCGACCCGUGUACAAGGGCGGGUUGAAGGGCGCGUAUUCCGGAGAAGGAAGCGGGAUCAAGAUGAACGUUGUGAAGAGCGUGAAGCUGUAG